Molecule: messenger RNA, 4267 nt
Organism: Phodopus roborovskii (desert hamster)
Lineage: Eukaryota; Metazoa; Chordata; Mammalia; Rodentia; Cricetidae
Gene: Pou6f1
Product: POU class 6 homeobox 1
Exons: 11
Coding region: 295-2163 (622 amino acids)
Biological process (GO): regulation of transcription by RNA polymerase II
Molecular function (GO): DNA-binding transcription factor activity, RNA polymerase II-specific; RNA polymerase II cis-regulatory region sequence-specific DNA binding
Source: RefSeq, a predicted model, not a curated record
GCCCCCGGCGUCCCGGCCCGCGCGUGGCCUGCAACCCACCGCCGCUCCGCUCUGCCAGCCCCGCCGGGGGGCUCGGGGGGCGGCGGGUCCCGAGUGGCUCCGGGCCAAGCAAGCCGGGCCGAGCCGCUCCGGCUUCUUUGUCUGCGGGCGGCCGCCUCGGCCGCGGCCCCCUGGCCCGGGCUGGGACAUGAAUGUCUAGUCGGUGGCCGCUGGGCAGCUGGGGAGCGGGAGGCUGGGCUUCGAGCUCCGGAUGCACUAGGUGUGGGCUGUCACCCACCCCACUCUGCAGUGACCAUGGAUCCUGGAGCUGGCUCUGACUCAUCUCUGACUGUGAAUGAGCAGGUCAUUGUGAUGUCAGGCCACGAGACCAUCCGAGUGUUGGAAGUUGGAGUGGAUGCUCAGCUCCCAGCAGAGGAGGAAAGCAAAGGACUGGAGAAUGUGUCUGCUGAUGGUUCCCAGAGUGGAGGCCCUGCUGAAGCUGGUGAAUCCGCUAGUGAAGCUGGGCCACAAGACCCAGACCAUUCUGCAGAAGCAACUGGCUCACUCUCAUCCUUCCUUUCAAUGCCACCUGAAGUGAAGUCGCUGCCCGGGAUCCCUCCAAGCCCUGCCCCAGCCAUUGCCACCUUCAGCCAAGCCCCAAGCCAGCCUCAAGCAUCACAGACCCUGACGCCACUGGCCGUACAAGCUGCCCCCCAGGUCUUGACUCAGGAAAACUUAGCCACAGUUCUGACAGGAGUUGUGGUUCCGGCAGGGGCGGUUACUCAACCUCUUCUUAUCCCCAUCAGUAUUGCAGGUCAAGUGUCUGGGCAGCAGGGGCUGGCCGUGUGGACAGUUCCUACAGCAGCCGUGGCUGCCCUCCCCGGACUGGCCGCUGCUUCCACGGGGGCAGUCUUCAAGCCACCUUUAGCUGGGCUCCAAGCAGCUGCCGUGCUGAACACCGCCCUCCCGACACCUGUACAAGCUGCCCCACCAGUCCAGGCUUCCCCGCCCGCCCAGCCCCGGCCACCAGCACAGCCCCAGACGCUGUUCCAGACCCAGACGCUGCUACAGACCACGCCUGCCAUACUCCCACAGCCCUCUGCUGCCACUGUUGCCGCCCCCACGCCAAAGCCAGUGGACACCACCCCACAGAUCACCGUCCAGCCUGCAGGCUUCGCAUUUAGCCCAGGGAUCAUCAGUGCUGCCUCCCUCGGGGGACAGACCCAGAUCCUGGGUUCCCUCACUACCGCUCCAGUCAUUGCCAACGCCAUUCCCAGCAUGCCAGGGAUCAGCAGUCAGAUCCUCACCAAUGCUCAGGGACAGGUUAUUGGAGCACUUCCAUGGGUAGUGAACUCUGCUAGUGUGGCCACACCAGCACCAGCCCAGAGCCUACAGGUCCAAGCCGUGACUCCCCAACUCUUGUUGAAUGCCCAGGGCCAGGUGAUCGCAACCCUAGCCAGCAGCCCCCUGCCUCAACCUAUGGCUGUCCGGAAGCCAAACACACCGGAGUCCCCUGCUAAGAGUGAGGUGCAGCCUAUCCAGCCGACACCGACUGUACCCCAGCCUGCUGUGGUCAUCACCAGCUCAGCCCCAGGAGUCAAGCCAUCUGCUUCAGCUCCCAUCCCAAUCACCUGCUCCGAGACCCCUACCGUCAGUCAGUUGGUAUCAAAGCCACAUACUCCAAGUCUGGAUGAGGAUGGGAUCAACUUAGAAGAGAUCAGGGAGUUUGCCAAGAAUUUUAAGAUCCGGAGGCUCUCCCUGGGUCUCACACAGACCCAGGUGGGUCAGGCUUUGACUGCGACAGAAGGCCCAGCCUACAGCCAAUCAGCCAUCUGCCGGUUUGAGAAGUUGGACAUCACACCCAAGAGUGCCCAGAAGCUGAAGCCAGUUCUGGAGAAGUGGUUGAAUGAGGCAGAGCUCCGGAACCAGGAAGGCCAGCAGAAUCUGAUGGAGUUCGUGGGCGGUGAGCCCUCCAAGAAACGCAAGCGGCGCACUUCCUUCACACCACAGGCCAUAGAGGCUCUCAAUGCCUACUUUGAGAAGAACCCACUGCCCACUGGCCAGGAGAUCACCGAGAUCGCUAAGGAACUCAACUAUGACCGUGAGGUGGUGCGAGUUUGGUUCUGUAACCGACGCCAGACACUGAAAAACACCAGCAAGCUGAACGUCUUUCAGAUCCCUUAGGGCUUCGUCUUGGCCCUUGUUCCAGCACUUUCUACUCUUCCCACAGCAGCCAGCUGUUGUCACUGCAGUGACAGUACCAUGUGCAGCUGUGCUUGCCCUAGGUCAUGAGACCUCCGCCUGUGCAUGUGUGUCAAUGCCUGCCUCUUCUGCCCACAUAUGUCACACCCUGGGGAGGCCCAAAGGGCUGCAUGAGAGCCCUAGGCUCAGGGCUGGGCACACAGAAAGAGGGAAUUUGUGAUGUCUUUUCAAAAAGCACUUUCCCAACAUGGUUUCUGAAGGGUGAAUUCUGGUUGGGAACCAGCAAGGUGCUGUCUUUGGGGCCGGGCUAUAGCAACUCUUGGGGACCGCUGUGCAUUAGGUCUUGUUUUUGGUGGCACUUUCUGCCCCUUCCUCCUAGCUCCUCUGUGGUCAUACCAGUAUGACAACUCACCAAGUGGGACCUCAGCCUCACACUGCCCUCCUUUACUUUGUACAUGGGCACAUUGAAUCCCUUAAAGGACCAAGGAGAUGAAAUUUAGAAAAGCGUGACUCACUGUCUGCCUUGACCUCAAGGGCAGAAGGUCCCCAAAGCCGUGAGGUCAGAUGCCAUGAAGUCCCUCUUGGGGUCAUGGGGGUGGUGGGAUUGCACUAAUUCAGAACCUUUUCCUCUGCAAACCAAGAUGGAAGGGAAUCAACAGCGAACUUCCCCAUCCUGGAGAGUUUUAGGUCUGUUGUGGGUCUGGGACUUAGUAAAUAAGGUCAUCUGUCCAGAUUUUAAUCUAAUCUUCAUCAUGGCUGUCUUUCAAGCAAAGCUCUCUAGAGAGCUGUCAGCUUGGGAACAUUCCCAUUGCCAGCCUCUGCUGGCAGCUGCAGGGGGCUCAAAUCCCGACUUCCUCUCUCUCAUGCCUAUACCCAUCUCAGUCCAGUAUUGGGGUCUCUUUAGAAGGGCAAAUUGAAUGAUAAGCCAGACAGCAAGGAGCUGGAGUGGCGAGGAAGACAAUACCCAGAAAGAUGAUGGUCCGGGAAGACCUCUAGUUGAAGCUGACUUGAUGUUGGAGUCCUCUCACUUUGUCUGAUUGCAGACCAAGUCUAUGUGUGAGCAACCCCUCCCCACCCCCUCUGCAAUGCUCCUCUGAGCCAAGAGUGCUCCAGGUCCAGAUGGACUUUGCCUCUGUAGGUGAUAGCAUGCUUGGGGGUUGGCCUCAUAUCCAAGCCACUAAGUGAGUUUCCAGCCACAGGGAGGCUAUCCAGUCCUUCACUUCAGUGUGUUCACUGGGGAAUGUAGCUCAGAGGUCAAGAAUUUAGCAUGUUCAAGACUCCAGAUUCAGUUUCUAGCACAGAGGGGGAAAAAUUAGUAUUUGGUUUCAGGAAGUCAGGAAAGGUUUGCCUGAAUGACCCAAGACUUGUCAUGUAGACUGUCCCUAAAGGGCUGCAAGCUGCAGGGGCCAACCAUUUCACUACUUUUUGGUUUGGUUUGUUCUUUUGUUUUUUGAGAUAGGAUCUCACUUAGCCCAGGCUGACUUCAAAUUUGUAGUUGAAAAUGACCUUGAACUCUUGAUCCUCCUGUCUCCACCCCUCAAGUGAUGGGAUUAUAGUCAUGUGCCACCGUGCCUGGCUCUUCUCUACUCUUAGCCUUACAGAGCCUGUUCUUUAGUCCAUGUCCACCCAGUACUUCAUGUGAUCAGCCCUGAGGAAAUGACAGUCCAGUAAGAACACAUUACCAUCUCUGUCUGUCAGAGUGCAGAGACACUGGAGCCUACCUUUCUCUCCUGCACUCUGUUCCCUGGUGACUCCUAGUCCCUCUUAGGUCUUGCCAUACCAUUGUGUGCUAAAUCAACACACUCACACACACACACACACACACACACACACACACACACACACACACACACACUUCACUGCAUUUGAAUCAACCAAACCUGCUGGAGUCUGGGAAUAGGGAAGCAGGUGGAUAGCUUUCCUGACUCUGCUGCCCAGGACAGAAUGUCCCCAGAGGAGGAAGCUCCAUCUAGAUUGUAAUUGUCAGCCUGCUUCCAUGAGCUGGGAAGUCAAGAGGGGUGCUUACAUCCUGGGGCUUACAAAGUGACUCACUUAAGAAGUUAAAUGCAGCUUUUCUUGCUCAAAA